Molecule: messenger RNA, 405 nt
Organism: Meloidogyne enterolobii
Lineage: Eukaryota; Metazoa; Nematoda; Chromadorea; Rhabditida; Meloidogynidae
Source: the annotation of a GenBank genome assembly
UCUCCAGCGUUGGAGGUUCGCUCAAUUUUCCUCCGGCUAUACUUAGUUGUCGACAACGCCAUUAUUAUGCUCAUGCUGUGGAGAAAUUCACUGGACGGGAGAUGGAAUAGAACCAUCUUGGAAUCAGCCCAGAAAGAAUUAAAAGACAAUGAUGACCAAAGCCUAAUUUAUUUUUUCCAGAUCUGUCUUGAGCCUUCAUCACGUCGAGCUUCUGCUCAAGCCUUUCCUGCUGCCUAUGAAGGUGUAAAGGAUCUAGAUUCUUUAAUGUUCCAAUUCUCCCGGCAAUUUUCUAUCCCCCAAGAAAUGCUCUAUAUUCUUCGCAAUUUGAUUGAUUUGACAAUUCAAAAGGGAGCGGAUAACACAAGACUUGAAUCGGAAAAUAAAGUGAAGGAAUAUUUAACCUAG